Musca vetustissima is the source of this 1485-nucleotide messenger RNA. Its product is annotated as cytochrome P450 6g1-like. The transcript has 3 exons. The annotation marks the transcript as partial. Gene Ontology annotation, molecular function: oxidoreductase activity, acting on paired donors, with incorporation or reduction of molecular oxygen; iron ion binding; heme binding. The record is from RefSeq and is a predicted model, not a curated record. Lineage: Eukaryota; Metazoa; Arthropoda; Insecta; Diptera; Muscidae. Gene Ontology annotation, biological process: insecticide catabolic process; response to DDT.
AUGCUAUCAGCCUUCGAGCCGGAUAAAAGUGGUCAGAAUAAAAUAUUGGCAAUGCAUCCGCAGGUGUCAAGUGUACCGGGUAGAAUAUUUAGUGGAAAUUUAUACGAUUUUCUUAGCUUCAAAACUAAUUUCGGUUAUCAUUUAAAGAAAAUCUACGAUGAUCCGCAAUUUGCGGAUAAACCUGUGGUGGGCAUCUAUGACCUCUAUAGACCUGCAUUGCUGAUAAAAGACCCGGAACUUAUCAAACAAAUUUUGAUAAAAGAUUUCGAUUGUUUUUGUUAUCGUUUUCAUGAUAUCGAUAUAAAUUAUGACCGCAUCGGAGGUCAAAUGAUGUUCUACACCUGCUAUCGAGUAUGGAGGGAAAUGCGACAAAAACUUAGUCCCGUUUUUACAAGUGCCAAAUUGAAAUAUAUGUAUCCGCUGAUACAAAAUGUGGCAAAGAAUAUCGAAGCGUAUUUUGAUAGUGAAUCCGAGGUUCAUCCAGUGGAAUUGAAAUAUUUCUGUGCCCGUUAUACCAGCGAUAUUGUGGCCACCACCCUGUUGGGAUUCCAAUCGAAUUCCCUGCAAAAUCCCAACGAAGAAUUGUGGAAAGAAAUUGCUCUAUUGGCCCAUUUUAAUUUGAAGAGAGCCAUCGACUAUAUGGUUAUCCUGUUCGCUCCAAAACUUGCUCGGCUCUUCCGUUCCAAAUUGCUAUAUGAAAAAUCUGAAGAGUUUAUUAAGGCCUCCAUAAAUCAUGCCGUAAAGGAAAGGUUACUUCGAGGAGAGCAGCGCAACGAUUUAAUUGAUAUGUUUGUUAAAUUGCGAGACGAAGCUUCGCAUAAUGGUAGGGAUGUUGAAAAAUAUAUGCAGACCCUGAUAGCCCAGGCUGCCAUAUUCAUUGCUGCUGGUGCCGAGACUUCAUCAACCACGAUGUCCAAUGCUCUCUUUGAAUUGGCAAAGCAGCCAGAUGUGCAACAAAGACUUAAGUCUGAAAUAAAGCAGGCCUUUGACCAAGAGGAAAGUUCUGUCCUAUCCUAUGAAAUCCUCAACAAUAUGAAAUAUCUUGAAAUGGUGAUAAAUGAAACUCUGCGUCUAUAUCCUGUUUUACCAAUUCUGGAGAGAUUAUACAAAAGACCAGCUGGAAAAUCGACCCACUAUUCGCUGAGGCCAUAUUGUGAUUUCGAUAUACCCAAUGAUAUGUCGAUAUAUAUUUCCCUUUUUGGUUUGCAUUAUGAUCCGAAGUACUGGCCCAAUCCCACAAAAUUUGAUCCCGAUCGUUUUUCACAUGAGAACAAAUUGCAUAUAAAUCCCAUGACCUACUUACCCUUUGGCUCGGGACCCCAUAACUGCAUUGGCAGUCGUUUGGCAAUGCUUCAAAUGAAAUGUGGCCUGGUACAUUUUCUGCGACGACAUCAUGUCCGAGUGAGCAAAGAUACGGUGCUGAAUCCAGAAUUUGACACCAAAUCGAUAUUAUUGGAGGUUAAGGGUGGCAUUCAUCUGGAAGUU